UUCACGAACCUAUACACAUCGCCAUUGCGACAACACAACCCUAUCUACAAUAUACCCAUCCUUGAACUACACGAAAGAUGGCCUCAAGCACACUUCCACGUUCUGCUAUGCGCAGUCUAACCCGAGCGACGCCCUCUCUACGAUCAGCACCUCGGCGCAUUGCCACGAGAUGUCUCCACCAACAAUCAUCGCCUAUCACAGCCUCAAGAUUGCAACAUAGACCGACAGCACAGCCCUGGAGCCAAAGGGUAGCGGCACCUUCAGCGACAGUCGCGCGACGAACCAUGUUCAUCCAAACCGAGCCCACACCAAACGCCGAUGCCCUAAAGUUCAACCCCAACCAGCGCGUCCUCCCAGAAAACAUCUCCUCCCCGUUCCUCGAAUACCUCAACCCCCGCUCUACCCUCGCCCCGCCACAUCCAUCCCCUCUCGCCGCCCAACUCCUCAACAUUGACGGCGUAACCAGCGUCUUCUUCGGCGCCGACUACAUCACCGUUACAAAGGACUCGGCCACCCCCUGGUCGCACGUUAAGCCCGAGGUCUUCGCCCUCAUCAACGAAUACAUGACCUCGGGCCAACCCAUCGUCAACACCGUCGCCGCAAAAGCUGGUGAGCAAGGCCAAGGCGGUCAAGAAGCCGACAGUCUUGCCUACGACGAAAACGACGAUGAAGUCAUUGGCAUGAUCAAAGAACUCCUCGACACGCGCGUCCGCCCCGCUAUCCAAGAAGACGGUGGUGACAUUGAAUUCCGCGGCUUCAACGACGGCCAGGUUCUGCUCAAGCUGAGGGGUGCGUGCCGUACCUGCGAUUCUAGCACCGUGACACUCAAGAAUGGCAUCGAGAGCAUGUUGAUGCAUUAUAUUGAGGAGGUCAAGGGCGUGCAACAGGUGCUGGAUCAGGAGGAGGAGAUUGCUAUGAAGGAGUUUGCCAAGUUUGAGGAGAAGCUGAGGCAGCAGAAGGGGCCUGAUGCGACGGCGGGGACGGUUGGCAAGGGCAGUUUGGAUUAUGUGGAGUAGAUGGGGCCAUUGAUUAUGUGAUACCAAUGCAUUCAUUCUGCAACUGAAAAAGCUGUGUGUGUAGUAAGAAACUAUAUCAUGUCGUGAGUUCCAACCGUGUGUACAUGACAUGCAGCAUGAUCAAGCUCAAGAACAGAAUGUCGGGGUAUUCAGUGGUAGUAUUUUAGCAUACGAGAGUAGCGCUGAGCCGUUGAGCAAGUCAAAUAUACUACAAGAACAAACGAUUGAGGAAAAGAGUCGUACUAAUGCCGAUAUUCAACAAUAACGAGGUAGGGUAUCCUGAACGUGCCAAUG
Molecule: messenger RNA, 1310 nt
Organism: Alternaria alternata
Lineage: Eukaryota; Fungi; Ascomycota; Dothideomycetes; Pleosporales; Pleosporaceae
Product: HIRA-interacting protein 5
Exons: 2
Coding region: 78-1016 (312 amino acids)
Biological process (GO): iron-sulfur cluster assembly
Cellular component (GO): mitochondrion
Molecular function (GO): iron ion binding; iron-sulfur cluster binding
Source: RefSeq, a predicted model, not a curated record